AUCACCACGAUGUCUACAUUCCAAAUGACGGCCUCUUCCUAUGUAGGGAACAGGGCACUGUUUGGGACAGGUCCGAUGUGAGCAGCACAUUCCUCGGGGCCGAUAUCGCGUUCUCACUCUUCGGUGACGUCAUGUCUCUCUGUUCCAGAGGAUGGGUGUUCACAAUUUGGGUGGAGGAGAAAAAGGAAAAUACCACUUAAAUUCUAUUGGUUGUGGGAUUUCUUUUUUUCUUUCUUUUUUAUUUGCUGUGAUUGGUUGGCAUGAGUGUUCCAGGGAAUCCCUCCAGCCAGUCAUUUAAGCUGUCUGUUAGACUCAUGUGGAGCAGAGAGUCCACAGUCCUCUGAAAAGGAGAGAGCUAUCCAAUACCUUUCACUUUGAAAUUGUAUCUCAGCCCUUCAACUUGAGCACUAUGGAUUUGACCUCAGGAAUAGAGAAGAUGUGUGUGGGGCAGCAGCCAGUGUUUCCAGGGGUGAGGGGCGCGACGUGUCUGUCAUGUAAAGGGAUCUGCUCUGGAUUCAUCCCACAUUCCUGGAGGAAAGUGUGCACAGUGUGUGGUUGCAGUGUGGAGGACCACGGCUCCAGUUGUGACCUAGACGAUGACCACAAGAUUGGCCGACUCCUGGCCGACUCCAAAUAUGCCCACCUGACCGCCAAGGUGAAGGGCAUCCGGGUGUACAAACGUAACCGUAUGGUCAUCACCAACUCUGUGGUGUCCAGGAAGGACCCCACCUUCAACACCAUCACCUACGACUGGGCCCCGCCAGGACUCACACAGAAACUGGCCAUGCUGUACAUGGCGUUGGUCCCGGAGGAGAAGCGUCCAGUAGCAGGGACGGAGGGAGCGAUGUACCGGCGCAGGCAGUUGAUGAGACAGCUACCUGUCUACGAUCAGGACCCCUCCCUGUGCUACGGGUCUCUGUCAGAGGACCAGCUGCAGAACAUGUCUGUCUUCAUGAAGCGCUACAAAGAGGAGGCUCUAGGAGUAGGGGAGGUGGCGCUGCCUGGGGAGGGAGGCGCUAACCCUCCGCCCGUCGUCAAAGGACAGAAGAACGGGGUUGUGACUGGGGGACCUAGGAAGGCCCCCAUUAUCCAGUCAGACUCUAACACGACCACCACCAACGGCACAGACGACCACUAUAAGAAGAGUAAAUAUCAUUGCAGUGGUUGCGGGGAGCUCACCCCCGUGGACAGUCCUGUGGUGUAUGCAGAGGGGGCAGGCUACGACAAGCAGUGGCACCCAACCUGCUUUGUGUGUUCAGAGUGUGGGGAGGCCCUGGUUGAUCUGGUAUACUUCUGGAAGGAAGGAGAGCUGCUGUGUGGAAGACACUACUGCCAGAGGACCAGACCCCGUUGUGCAGGCUGUGAUGAGCUGAUCUUCUGUGAGGACUACAAGAAGGGAAUAGACAGUCGGGCGUGGCACCAGGACCAUUACUGCUGCUGGCGGUGUGGACAGAGUCUGGACAGCCCCUGUUCCUGCCCCCAAACACCCUGCCCCAGCCCUGUUUAGGUCCCCUGGCCCCACUCCUUUCCCCCAGCCCUGUUUAGGUCCCCUGGACCCACUCCUUUCCCCCAGCCCUGUUUAGGUCCCCUGGACCCACUCCUUUCCCCCAGCCCUGUUUAGGUCCCCUGGACCCACUCCUUUCCCCAGCCCUG
This is a messenger RNA of Oncorhynchus nerka (sockeye salmon), 1653 nucleotides long. RefSeq names its product LIM and cysteine-rich domains protein 1-like. Gene Ontology annotation, molecular function: zinc ion binding. The record is from RefSeq and is a predicted model, not a curated record. The transcript has 8 exons. Bases 410 to 1507 code for a protein of 365 amino acids. Lineage: Eukaryota; Metazoa; Chordata; Actinopteri; Salmoniformes; Salmonidae.